AUGUUGGAAGAUCUCUUGUACGAAGUACUUCCAGUCAUCGGAUUUGCCAUAAUUGCGAGCUCUGUUUUGAUAAUUAUUGUGAUGAGAAAGGAAACAAAAAAUUCACUAAUUUUUUGCUUAUGCUUUGCAAUUUCAGAUCUUCUCUCUGGAAUUGGUACAUUGAUCGAUGGGUUUUACGGAGUUAUUGUGACUAUUUAUGGGAAUACUGUUGAAGCAAUAUCUCCGUUUGAUUGUCUUCUCCGUGCAAUUAAUGUCCCAAUAUUUUUAAUAACCGACUAUCUUCAUGUUCUACUCCUCGCCGCUUUUGCUAUCGACCGACUGAUUCAAAUUAUAUUUCCAGUUUCAUAUGGAAAAUUUUAUUCUUAUUUUAUUAACUGGAAACUUUUUAUUCUUCUCAUUUUUGCAUCUACUGGGCUUUCAGUUCAAGGAUGGGUAUUUCCGCUCGAUUCUCGAUUCAACAGUUCCGUUCGUGUGAUGAGCCAAUGCCGUUUUGACGAAGUUGUGGGAGAAGAGUAUUAUCUGAAACACAUUUUAACGGUACAAUGGAGUCCAAUUAUUUGUGUUGGAAUUCUGUUUUUGAAUAUUGUUCUGUAUUGUAUCAGACAAUCAAAACAUAAAUGGAGUUACAAUUGGUCAGAAGAAGGAAAAACAACCAAACAGUUAUUCGCAACAAUUUUCAUCCGAUGUUUUCUCUCUGGACUAUCUGUUCAUGUACCACUUCUUGUAAUUGCCCGUACAACGGAAGGCCACGAACUGAUUGCAAUUAAGGAUCAUAUUAUUCGAGUCUCCUAUUGGAUUUUCGUCAUUAUUUUUCAGCCACUGUGGCAUUUUUUGAUUCUCAGCUCAUUUCAAUCAAAUGUUUAUUCACUUUUUAAUCGAUACUCGGAGAAUACUGAAAGAAAAUGGCAAAGUGCAAAUGAUCCACCAGAAGAUGGAGCUACUCAUUUGGAUAGACAUGGAUCACCCAAUCCAUUUGGAUCUUGGUAUUCAAUGACUGGAAAUAUUACUGGAGAAGCGGGGCUUCCGGUUGGAAAUGAACGAUCUGUCAGCUUCUACUAUCAAGAAUGA
Messenger RNA from Caenorhabditis elegans, 1068 nucleotides. It is a transcript of the gene srtx-1, whose product is annotated as G-protein coupled receptors family 1 profile domain-containing protein. The record is from RefSeq and is marked reviewed. The coding region runs from base 1 to 1068 and encodes 355 amino acids. Gene Ontology annotation, biological process: signal transduction; G protein-coupled receptor signaling pathway. Lineage: Eukaryota; Metazoa; Nematoda; Chromadorea; Rhabditida; Rhabditidae. The transcript has 6 exons. Gene Ontology annotation, cellular component: membrane. Gene Ontology annotation, molecular function: G protein-coupled receptor activity.